Messenger RNA from Mya arenaria, 474 nucleotides. RefSeq names its product formin-2-like. NCBI's taxonomy places the organism in Eukaryota, Metazoa, Mollusca, Bivalvia, Myida, Myidae. The record is from RefSeq and is a predicted model, not a curated record. The transcript has a single exon. The coding region runs from base 1 to 474 and encodes 157 amino acids.
AUGGGUUUGCCUCCCUCCCUCUCAAGGUCAUGGGUUUGCCUCCCUCCCUCCCUCCCUCCCAAGGUCAUGGGUUUGCCUCCCUCCCUCCCAAGGUCAUGGGUUUGCCUCCCUCCCUCCCUCCCUCUCAAGGUCAUGGGUUUGCCUCCCUCCCUCCCUCUCAAGGUCAUGGGUUUGCCUCCCUCCCUCCCUCCCAAGGUCAUGGGUUUGCCUCCCUCCCUCCCUCCCUCUCAAGGUCAUGGGUUUGCCUCCCUCCCUCCCUCUCAAGGUCAUGGGUUUGCCUCCCUCCCUCCCUCCCUCUCAAGGUCAUGGGUUUGCCUCCCUCCCUCCCUCCCUCUCAAGAUCAUGGGUUUGCCUCCCUCCCUCCCUCCCAAGGUCAUGGGUUUGCCUCCCUCCCUCCCUCCCUCUCAAGGUCAUGGGUUUGCCUCCCUCCCUCCCUCCCAAGGUCAUGGGUUUGCCUCCCUCCUAUAUAUUUAG